Molecule: messenger RNA, 2001 nt
Organism: Osmerus eperlanus (European smelt)
Lineage: Eukaryota; Metazoa; Chordata; Actinopteri; Osmeriformes; Osmeridae
Product: solute carrier family 22 member 7-like
Exons: 10
Coding region: 37-1719 (560 amino acids)
Biological process (GO): transmembrane transport
Molecular function (GO): transmembrane transporter activity
Source: RefSeq, a predicted model, not a curated record
CUGUGUUGGUCUUGCGGUGCCAACCACCAUUUAAAAAUGAAAUUUGACAACGUUCUUUCGGAAAUCAAUGGAUGUGGGAAGUAUCAAAUCAUGAUAAUCCUGAUUCAAAGCAUAUCGCGACUAUCUCUGCCGUGUCACUUCUUGCUAAACAACUUUAUUGCAGCUAUGCCUUCCCAUCACUGUAACCUCAGCGGUCUGGAUAAUGGGAGCAUCUUUGGAAAUCUAACCCAGGAACAGAGACUGGUAGUCAGUAUCCCACAGCAGGAGGAUGGGGUUCCAAACUCCUGUGAGAUGUUUCCAGAACCCCAGUAUCAACUGUUGUCCAACUCCUCCAGCAUGACUAAUGCAGCCACAGUUCAGUGUCAGAAUGGAUGGGUAUAUGAUCAUAGCACUUUCACAUCCACUGUGGCAACAGAGUGGGACCUAGUGUGCAACGGUAAAGCGAUGAACAAAGCAACAGCCACUCUUUACUUCAUUGGAGUCAUGUGCGGAGCCCCUCUGUUUGGGUUCCUCAGUGACAGAUUUGGACGGCGAACCAUGCUUAUGGUGUCUUACCUGUCAUCUAUGGCAUUUGCCACUAUGAGUGCAUUCUCUACCUCCUACUUAAUGUUUGUUAUCAUGAGAUUCUUCACUGGAUUCGCUCUUGCUGGAAUUAGCAUAAUCUCCUUUGUACUAAAUGUCGAAUGGUUUGACAUCCAUCACAGGACAUUUGCUGGUGUCAUUGUGAGCUUAGAUUGGACGCUUGGAAACUGGCUGCUAGUGGGAAUUGCAUACUUUGUGAGAGACUGGCGGAGGCUGAUAUUAGCAGCGACUUCUCCUCUCCUAUUGUCUGUUUUUGCCUGGAGGUGGCUUCCAGAGUCUGCCAGAUGGUUGGUAGCCAGUGGACAAGCAGAAAAGGCUCAUGGAUUACUUAGACAAUGUGCCCAUAUUAACAAAAGAUCCAUGCCAAUGGCUGACAUCACACCAGAGAUGCUUGUAAAGUCAGUGACAGCCGAAAGGAGUCAUAAGAAGUACACUUUGAUCGACCUGGUGAGAACUCCAAACAUCAGGAAACUUACUAUUUGUACAGGCAUUGUGUGGUUUGGAGUUGCUUUUACAUAUUAUGGAAUAAGUCUCAACAUCACUGGGUUUGGGCUGAACAUCUACCUCACGCAGUUCCUUUACGCAUUCAUAGAGAUGCCAGGCAAGAUUGGGGUGUUUUACUUUUUGAAAAAAAUUGGCAGAAAACCUGGACAAGUGUGGACCCUUCUUCUGACAGGACUCUGUCUACUUAUCAGCAUGUGGAUCCCAAAAGACAUGAGGGAGUUUAGUGCCAUUGUGUCCAUAAUUGGAAAAGGCCUAUCAGAAGGAUCUUUUACAAUCAUUUAUCUUUACACCAUUGAACUCUUCCCAACUGUUGUACGGCAGAACGGUUUGGGUUACACUGCGUUUGUUGCACGUCUGGGAGUGUCCAUCGCACCCCUCAUCUUUCUAUUGGAGGAUGUGUGGCAGCGUCUGCCGGCGGUGAUCUAUUGUAUGGUGGCCAUUGGUUCUGGUUUGGUGGCAUCCCUCCUGCCUGAGACUCUUAACAUUUGUCUUCCAGAGUUCAUAGAGGAUAUUGAGAAACCGAGGGCCGAAUCCAAACUAGGUCGAAACCAAACUGAGGGACAACAUUUAAAUAAAGAAAACUUCAGCGAUGAAAAUGAUGAAGAGAAGAUGAAUCUACGUGAGGCAUUGUAACAGGACCGUGCUACAUGACACGAAACAUUGUAGGCCUAUAGGAAAUCAAUGUCAAACAGCUGUCUCUUAAGAACGAUGAAUUAACAAUGUGCAUGAACACUGUGAAGUUUAUAUGGAACUUAAUUUCCAAAUGAUUGGUUAUAACAAUAUAUUCAUUUGGAUUGUUGUCUUCUGUAUGAGUGUCUGAGCAGCCAUUGUUUUUCAUUUCUGAUUUGACUGCAAUAAAGCAAGCAGAGUAAACACAAUUAAAUUUAUGUCUAUGCAAUGCAAAAACUGUUUAUC